Messenger RNA from Vigna angularis (adzuki bean), 2047 nucleotides. RefSeq names its product putative transferase At1g60990, chloroplastic. Gene Ontology annotation, cellular component: mitochondrion. Gene Ontology annotation, biological process: glycine decarboxylation via glycine cleavage system. Gene Ontology annotation, molecular function: aminomethyltransferase activity; protein binding. Lineage: Eukaryota; Viridiplantae; Streptophyta; Magnoliopsida; Fabales; Fabaceae. The coding region runs from base 63 to 1127 and encodes 354 amino acids. The record is from RefSeq and is a predicted model, not a curated record. The transcript is spliced from 10 exons.
AAGACACAGUAAUCGUUUGAAGCCUGAAAUAGUUUUUGGUCUUCUCAAUUAUCUAAUCCGAAAUGACAACAACGGUGGCACCGCCACCUUCGUUCAACCCUUCUCAAAACCAAGCAUUAACAUGGCGUCUCUCUCUGUUACUCCCAAACGCUGCGUUUUGCUCUCCACGUCUCAUGAAGAAGAGCAAGAAGAAGAAGGCAAUGUCUUGGUCAAUUUGUGCUCACUCCUUGCCUUUCGACCUCUCUCCUCCUCCCAUCGAUCAUGACUUUCUGGAUGCUGUCAAAACUGCAGGCGCAGAGGUUUCUGGGGAUGGGAUCAUUGAGACGUUUCAUAAUGACGAUGAAGCCCUGGAUGCUGUGGAAAAUGGGGUUGUGGUUGUUGAUCUUUCACACUUUGGCCGGAUAAGAGUCAGUGGAGAAGAUCGCAUUCAGUUCCUUCACAACCAGAGCACUGCAAACUUUGAAUGUCUACAUGAAGGACAAGGAUGUGACACUGUUUUUGUGACACCAACAGCUCGAACAAUAGAUAUUGCUCAUGCAUGGCUCAUGAAAAAUGCGAUAACAUUAGUGGUUUCUCCGGAGACCUGUACGACCAUUAUGGAAAUGCUGAACAAGUACAUAUUUUUUGCUGAUAAGGUGGAGAUUCAAGACAUAACUAAGCAAACCAGCUUUUUUGCUAUGGUGGGACCCAACAGUGGCCAAGUGAUGGAGAACUUGAACCUUGGUGAUCUUGUUGGAAAACCAUAUGGUACACAUCAACAUUUUAAUGUUGAUAAGCAGCCUGUAACUGUAGGGGUUGGAAACAUAAUUUCUGAAGGUGGUUUUUCAUUACUGAUGUCUCCAGCUGCUGCUCCUUCUAUUUGGAAAGCUAUUCUUGCUCAAGGGGCUAUCCCAAUGGGUUCUAAUGCAUGGAAUAAAUUACGCAUUAUUCGAGCAGCAUCAUCAUCCUCCUCCUUAGCAUCCUCUUCCUCAUCUGCAUCUGCACCAGCUCGAGUUAUGUUCAGGAGGACGAUGUUGAUGAUGAUGAUGAGGACUCUGAUGAGAGUGAUGAUAACUUCUCAUGAGUUAGAGCUAGAGACCCCUCCAUUCACUCACAGGACCUUUUAUUUUGCAUUUUUAUGUUUUUAAUUUGAGUUAGAUGUUUACUUCUCUAGUUUGUGUGAGCUUGUUUAAGUUGUCUGGCUUGAUAGACUGUGCUUGUGCAUGUAUAUGAAAUGAUGCUUGAGAUAGUUCAAUUUAGCCUAACUUGUGGUUGCUUUCACCAUGAAAAGUUGAGUAAUGCCUUGUAUUUAACUGUGAUCAAAAUUCAUGGCAGUUUGUGUGAUGAUGUUUGUGGAACCGAGUUUAAAACAUGUGAGAUGUUGUGCCUUAGAAUGUUUGGUCUGGAUUGCAUUACUUUGGAAUCACUAUUGAUUUUGCUUGAGCCUCUCUUUGAUUCAUUUAUUACCAUGUUACACAUGAUUAAGGCCAUUAUUCAAUUAUACAGGAUUGAUUGGUUGAGCCAAACAGCCCACUUUGUUUAACUUACAAAACCUUUGAACCCUUUAGGAUAAACCUCUCAUGUUUAGAACCUUAAACCCAAUGAAAAGUUCCACUACCCUACCUUGAUUUGUAGAACAUAUCGUUCAAGGUCGUGAGAACAGUUCAAGUUUGGGGGAGUCCCUAUUGUCACAGGUUCAUCAUUAAAAAAAAAAUUCAAAAUUUCCAGAUUUAAGGGAAAUAAAGUGGGUUUAGUCAACAUAAUUCUUCUCGACCCGACUAUGUAAAAAAUGCUUCAAGCCCAUGUAGACUAUUGGUGCAUGAAAGAACUCUUUUUGUAGUGUCUAUUUUGGAGUGCACUAUCUUCUUCUAUUUAAGAAUUGGUAGUGUUACUACUAACAAGUAUUGGAUCUAGAAAAAGAUAGUCCUUCACAACACAGGGAACUACAGUUUGAGUCCCCUAUUGGGUUAUGUGUUUACAGUUUUUGUUUGAUCAUGCCUCAACCAAAUUGCUUCUUAUGUAGGAUAUUUGAAACAUGAUUAAUAGUUUCACUCCCUAUGAUUCUUUU